Messenger RNA from Apodemus sylvaticus (European woodmouse), 3534 nucleotides. RefSeq names its product solute carrier family 25 member 30 (gene Slc25a30). Gene Ontology annotation, biological process: transmembrane transport. NCBI's taxonomy places the organism in Eukaryota, Metazoa, Chordata, Mammalia, Rodentia, Muridae. The record is from RefSeq and is a predicted model, not a curated record.
GCGGCCUUUUCUUCCGCUCCCACCCCAGGUGCUCCCAGGCGGCUGCACUGGCUCGGAAGAGUAGCAGGAGGAGCUUGCUGCGGGAACAAACCUGGAGGCAAACCUGUAGGAGGCAAUGUUUGAAUAACUCUGAGACGACCAGACAGUGAAAAUGUCAGCCCUCAACUGGAAGCCCUUUGUGUAUGGAGGGCUGGCCUCCAUCACAGCAGAGUGCGGCACAUUUCCAAUUGAUUUAACUAAGACGCGGCUUCAGAUUCAAGGCCAGACCAAUGAUGCCAACUUCCGAGAGAUCAGGUACCGAGGAAUGUUACAUGCGCUGAUGAGAAUAGGCCGAGAAGAAGGCCUGAGGGCGCUGUAUUCAGGGAUUGCACCGGCAAUGCUGCGCCAGGCUUCCUAUGGGACCAUCAAGAUUGGCACGUACCAGAGCUUGAAGCGAUUAGCUGUGGACCGCCCGGAAGAUGAAACCCUGCUGAUCAAUGUUGUGUGUGGAAUUCUGUCUGGAGUCAUAUCCUCAGCUAUUGCUAAUCCGACUGAUGUUUUGAAAAUCCGAAUGCAAGCACAGAACAGCGCUGUUCAAGGAGGAAUGAUUGGCAACUUCAUCAGCAUUUACCAGCAGGAAGGGACAAGAGGACUGUGGAAGGGUGUGUCCCUCACGGCCCAGAGGGCAGCCAUUGUUGUGGGCGUAGAGCUUCCAGUCUAUGACAUCACCAAGAAGCACCUGAUACUCUCAGGCCUGAUGGGAGACACGGUCUCAACGCACUUUCUCUCAAGCUUCACCUGUGGCCUGGUGGGGGCCUUGGCCUCAAACCCAGUUGACGUGGUGAGAACCCGCAUGAUGAAUCAGAGAGUCCUUCGAGAUGGCAGAUGCGCGGGCUAUACGGGUACCUUGGAUUGUCUCCUGCAGACGUGGAAGAAUGAAGGGUUUUUUGCUCUCUAUAAAGGAUUUUGGCCAAAUUGGUUACGCCUUGGUCCUUGGAAUAUCAUUUUCUUUUUGACUUAUGAACAGCUGAAGAAAUUGGACUUGUGACCACACAAGCCAUUUUUCUGACGAACCUGAGUUCCAUGACGGUAGAACCUCCUGUGCUUCUGGCUGCUUCUCACUGCACAGCUCAUCACUGCUUCUGGGAUGGGAGCAAUGGAUGAAGACUGGGUUCUUCAGAUCGCCAUGUGUGGGCACCGGAUGCUUUUCAUCUGCGUCCAGAGCCUAGAGCAUAAUCCCGCCCACUCCCUGGUGGUUACCGUUGAAGUGCCCUUUGACAUCCUAGAUGACUGGUGCACAGAAUACAUCUCCCUUGCUGUAGAAACCUGCAAGAAGUCAGAACCGUGUGAGCUUUCUUCCUGGACAGCAGCCACGUCACGUCUGGGCUUCCAGCUGUGAACAUCAGCUCGGAGAAGGUCUUGGAGUGGUGGAGUGCUCGUAGUCCUCUACCACUGAGAACUUCAGUUUCCUGAGACUUUACAGUUGUACGUUUACCCUCUAGACCCGGACAGCUAUAGGAAGCACAUCUUUAGCAUAUUGAACUGCUUUAUAGUUCUGUUUGGGCAGAAUUGUUCACUCACAGUAGACUCACCUUUGUGAGGGAACAUUAACCAUUUGCCCUAUGAUUUUUUUUUUUUUUAGCGAAGUUUAUUAUUUCCAUACUAAUCAAAUGGGGAUAAUCAUGCUUUGUGAAAUAGGGGUUAAAUGAAGGGGAAACUGCAGAGGCUGCUGUGUGAAGGAAUAAGUGUGUGUGCGUGCAUCUGUCAGUAAACAGUUGGUCUACCAUAGGGCUCUCCUGGUCCUGGGGACCAAAAGCCUUUGUUAAAUAAAGAAUCCUGCAGGCGAAGUUUUUUUUUUAGUCAGCUAGUGAAUUGAAGAGGUGAGGCUCCAGAGUUUUAGCCUUUACUUUAUUUUGAGGUGGGUUUGUUAACAAACAAACAGCAACAACAAAAACCUCUAUCUGAGAUUUUCCUAGUUAAUUUCCUUGAAAUUUAGGGGAAAAAUGAUUUUCUUUCUCUUUCACUUUGUGAUGUCGGGCUCAAACCGUUGUGCAUUCUGGGUAUCUUUCCCACAUCUGCCCACAUCGAUGGCCUGAGCGCCUGUUUAUCUCCAUUCUGAUAAGAACUGUAUAACAUCCUCUAUUUUUGUUUCUUCUGAGUCUGUGAUUAAAACCCCUUACCCUUUCAAAGCAAAAGCUGCCUCUAAGAGGCAACAGUCACUAGAAGGGUGCCCGAUGCCCUCAGGUGGCCCCGUGACAGCUCAGUAGCACUAACUCCAAGCUGAGCAAUGUCCGGAGCAUUCCCGAGAGCCCCUUCCUCCUCAAGGUGGAAGCAUGCACGUUUUCUCUGAGGGUUGGGCACUUUUGAUUCCGUACCUUUACAAAUUGGCUUUUGAAAUUAAUGGUUCCUUUGAAAAACAGUUUGAGAAUCAAAAGUUUGUUUCUAAAAGUAAAAGCUAAGACAAAGUCCUCACAGAGCCGUCCUUGGUGGCUUAAAGACAAUUCCCUUGAAGGCCAUUAGAUGGCAGCAGAGGAUCGGAGCUGCUGCUGGCCUGCCUCCUAGGAAGUUUAGACUUUUUUUUUUUUAAUUCUGACCUGAACAUUCCGUUGAAGUGAUAGACUCCACAGGCUUUCUCUCUAGUUGAAGGGAUUAACUUUUUUAAAACCACUUUUUAACAUAUAAAAAAAAUCUUUUUUAAUUAAUUUUUUCUUUAUCCUUUCUUCUUUCUCUCUUUCUUUCUAAAUUUUUUUUUCUCUAUUUUUCCAAGACAGGGUUUCUCUAUGUAGUUCUGGCUCUCUCUCUGUAGACCAUGCUGGCCUCAACUCAGAGAUCUUCCUGCCUCUGCUUCCUGAAUUCUGGAAUUAAAAGUGUAUACCACCACCAAAGGACCAAAACAAAUAAGCAAAAUCCAAAACAACAAUAACAACAAAACUACUUUUUAUUUUAUUUUUUUUAAGUUUGAAGGUAGUUUCUAAAGUACAAAAAGGUCCACUUUGAAGAUCAUGGAAAGAGUGGCUAUCAGACAGUAUUAUCAAUUUAUUCAAAUUAUGUCUAUGUCUAUACCUGGAUAAAAAGAAACCUACACUUCACUCUAAAACUUCAGCAUGUUUCAAGGCAGUAUUUUAAGACAAGGUACAGUGUCAAUUUAUUAAGUGCCUUAUGGGACAGGGUCUUAACCUGCCUUCUCUCUGGAGUUAAUAUGGUUGCUGAUGUUUCUAACCCAGAGACAACUUAAAGCACUUGGUGAUGUGGGUGUGUCUGUAACACUUCACCACCUGUCAUUUUCCACAAGUAUGGUGAAAACUACUUCAACUUUUUGUAGCUAAGUCAAAGGAAAUUGUGUUUGUGUUGUUACUGAUGUUCUGUGUUGCCGGUCUGUAAUAUAAAAAAAUGGCUCCUGUUCUCCAUAUUUAUUCAUGAGCUAUAAAAUUGUAUGCAUUGUGUAGAGAGUAUACAUUUCCACAAGCUUUUCUAUCUCAAGCUCUUUAUACAUUGUUGGACUGUGUGGCACAAACCUUGUUUCAUUAUUUAAUAAACUGAAAUAUUAUAUGAUAA